Molecule: messenger RNA, 3051 nt
Organism: Ectocarpus siliculosus
Lineage: Eukaryota; Phaeophyceae; Ectocarpales; Ectocarpaceae
Source: the annotation of a GenBank genome assembly
AUGGGAGGAGCCCAGCCUACCGAUGAAAACGAUGACGGACUUAUAGCGGAGGCGAAUCUCUUUGACGCUGCUGGCGGAGGAAGCGAGGGGGAUUUGGUUGGCGUGGCACCGGCAGAUGAAGACUUGGCGAUGGCAUGGUCUGGCUCUCGGCUAGUGCGGUCAACCUCCAUGUCUUCUACAGGAUCUGCGGAUGCUGAGGAGUCCGAGGAGUGGCUGACGAGCUUGGUGGAGAAGAGCAAAGCAGCGGGAGCCAAGGGAGCCCGGAGCAAAGGUCCGAAGGGCGGCAAAUGGACCAAGGAAGAGGACACCCGUCUUCGAGAGAUCGUCGAGCACCACGGAGCUCGGAAUUGGCGGAUGGUAGCCGAGCAGCUGGGAACUCUUCGUUCUGACGUUCAAUGUCUUCACAGAUGGAACAAGGUUCUUCGACCAGGCCUUCACAAAGGCCCUUGGACUGAAGAGGAAGACAGCAUUGUCAGGGAAUGCGUGGAGCAUAGCGGGGCUCAAAAGGUUAAGUGGUCCGUCGUGGCUUCCCGACUCCCUGGCAGGAUAGGCAAGCAAUGCCGCGAGCGAUGGUUCAACCACCUAGACCCAAGCAUUAAGAAGGGUGAAUGGAGUCCGGAGGAAGAUCGAAUCGUGUUCGGGGCACAGGCGUACAUGGGCAAUAGGUGGUGCGAGAUCGCAAAGUUGCUUCCAGGUCGAACAGAGAACGCUGUAAAGAACCGCUUCAACUCGUCGGCGAGGAAAAAGUGGCUGGAUCAGAACCCAGGAGGUGCUAGUCAGCUUACACCAGAUCUUCUGAACAAGCUGAAGGAGGCCUACGAGCAGAUGCAAGUACAGCCGGCCUCAGGCUCCCAAGGAAUGUCCGACGAAAGUGGAACCGACAACGACACCAAGGAGCCUUCCACCCGAGCUGCUGCCGCCCAGCAUCACCGACGCCACGACUCCACACCCAGCGCCUUCGGUGAUGAUGAUUUACUCCACCCCGGCGGCGAGCAGUUGACAUCGCCUCCGCAGCCGAUGCAUGCCCGCCGGCACUCAGCUGCUGGGGCGCUGACGGGAAUGCUGAGUGAUUCUCCCGAGAGUGAACGAAGAUUCCGUCGGCGCAUGGGGCAAGAAGACGUGGAAGCACGUUCCGCCCAGGCACAGGGGGCAGUUCGGGCUCGCGCAGGUGCUUCCGAAAGAGCGGGGCGUGAGUCAGAGAAACAUACGAGCUCUCUCGCAGUUGUCAACGAGCUCCAAACUGUCAAGACGGAAGAACUGGAGCAACCGGCCACUACGAAGGAGCGGUCGGAGAAGCAAGACCAUUCACAUCUGCUAGCGCCACAUGGUUCCGCGGAAGCACCAGCUGGUGGACGAGGCCAGUCCCACAUGCUGCAUCGCAUGUCACCCCCACAGCACCCCCACUCUCGACUUCCUGGGCACCCACCAAGGCCGUUUGCAGGCCCAAGCAGGAGCACAGGGGCUGGCCCUGGCGGUGCAGGAGUCGGAGAUGGGGGAAUGGGUGCUCUUCUCGGGGUAGCGAGUCAGCUUCGACCUCCACGGAUCGACACGAACUCGACCGUGAAACGAGAGAGCGGCGGCGGACCUGCAAGCCUCUCGCAACUUCUCCUCACUAGCCCGUUCGGCUCGAACGAUGGUGCGCGUUUCGCUGCGACGAACGAUGCCAUAGGCCAGCCAAACACACACACGGCGGAAAUGGAAACAUCGACGGCGCCGGCAGGAGAGAGCUAUUCGUCCGCUACUGCGGAAUCUCCUGUUUCCCAAGCGGUGCGUGAAACGAGACGCCAGGGGACGCGGAUGCAGGAAGGAGAACAGGUGCCAUUGUCGGUCCUUCCGUAUUUCCGCUUCCUGAGUGAGGAAGCCCAGCGAAAUGUCAUGUCUCAGCUCAUCGACAACUUCCAAACCACGUCCAUCGGAAAAAGAGGGGUUGCGUCAACGUCGUCUGCGUCGGCAGCCACCUCCUCGGCUUCGUCUCCUGGAGGACUAGCAUUCAUGCGAUCACCGUUCGCAAAGGGACUCGCACCGGUUGGAUCCGGUGGGGCGACGGCCUCGGCCGGCAACGGAUCCUCGUCGCCAGCAUUCGAAGUGGACGCGAUGAUGGUGGACCACCACAGGGUAGGCGGCACUGGGGCAUCUAUUAGUGCGGCCGUUGCUGCUGUUGAGGCGCAUGCCAGCAGCGAUCACGACAUGAACCGAGUGCUACCCGCACCCGGUGUCUCUACCGCGGCGAACUCGGAAGCGGCAAUGGAGCAAAGCCGCCUCCCUCCUCUCCGGCAGGAUCCCAGUGAUGGCAGGAAUUCAGGCGGAUUUGGCAGAGUGAACGGAUCUAGCAUGGGCAAAAAUGGCAGCUCCCUCGACCUCGCGGGCCCUAACCCUCCUGCAGUACCCGCAAGCACGGGUAGAGACCCUACGACGAGGUCGCCACGAUCACAUAUGAGACAUGCGUCGGAGAGUGCACUACCUUCCGCUGCCAUGGCUGCCGCCGCUGCCGCUGCAAUGCAGACAGAGCCGAUGGACGACGGUGGAAGGCGGAGCGAUUGGAACCAACGGAUGGGAAGACAUCGGCCACCGUCGCGUUAGCUUUGAGACAGCAGUCUUGGUGCGACGAACGACCUUCCCCCCGAUUUUGUGAUGUAUAUCUUCGGCAUAUUAUUCGUGAGGCGUGAGUUGGUAACAUAAAAUGAAGCCAUGGUGCUUUGAUACAACUUUCGAAUGUAAAGAUCCCCAAAAGAAAGGUGCUAGCCAAGCGACCCCGAGAAGCAUUCCCAAGCUUCGUUCCGUAGACAAGCUUGCAGCGCUAAGCGUUAUGAUGGCUCGUAGGAGCUAGUAAACCAAGAUAGAGUGCUUAUAGGCACCUCGGUGACCUUCGGGAUAAAUGAGAUUUGACGAGUAGCGUAGGUACAGAUUUUGAUGGGUAGGAGGCGAGAGUGGGAAAAAGGCACCUUGGCCAUUUCUCGGACACUGGAUACGACGGAGUACCUAGCGACCCAAGCGUUCGCUGUCGCUCGUAUCAUGUACAAAAUUUUAAUGUUGUAAUCCGGAGUGUUUUCU